GAGAAUACUCGGCUCACCGCCACAACAGAAACCUGGUCACCGUUUACCACCACCUUGUUUAACACCGCUCUGCCACUACAGCAGAUCAGCGUCUUCCUUCGUCAAGCUCUUUCGUCAAGCUCUUUCGUCAAGCUCUUUCGUCAAGCUCUUAGUUAACCUCUUCCUCAUUGACAUCUACCUUUAUUAACCUCUACCUUUGUCGACCUCUACUAUCGUCGACCUUCGUCGACCUUCGUCAACCUCUACCUCUGUCAACCUCUACCUCCGUCAACCUCUACCUCCGUCAACCUCUACCCUACCUUCGUCGACCUCUACGCACCAACAUGCGCCAUCGUCUAUUGGUUGACGAUUCGUCCGAGGCGAGCGAGUAUGCGGAGUCUAACGUAGACGACGGUGUGGUGUCGGAUACUGAUCUGACCGACGUUGACACUUGUACCGACGAGGACGACGAGGAUAGCAAGCAAUGCAAAGGUAUAGAGGAUGGAGCAUGGCUAUCUUCUGACGAGGACCAUCCGCCUGAGUACUACCUCCAACAGCUGGAAAUAUUCGACGAUCAAGAGUACACAAAAGAGGAUUACAAGGACGGCACUACUCGCCUGCUAGAUCGCAUGGAAGAUCAGUGGAAUCAAUGCUGGAUAUACCUUGGAAAAGACAACCUCCGUUCCUAUACGACUGUGUCCGUCUGCACACUAUACACUUUCUUUGACUGGCUACUUAGUCAGCGCCGAGGGAAGGGAGGGAGGAAACGUCAGGGUACUAAGUAUGCCAGCUCCCUUGGGACAUACUGGAAGGUAUAUCGCCUAGUAUAUGAAAGAGCAACCAGUGGCAAGAUAGAUGGCAAAAUGAACCGGAGCAUGCACAAGGUGCUGAGAAAAUUGGCUAAGAAGCACAACCUAAAGAAGGUAGGGCGAGAUAAGGCCUGCAUGUAUGUGGAGGAUCAGACCAAAGUGCUGCAAACAAACCUUACAACAACUGAAAAGAGAUAUCCUCACGGACGGUGUAGGAUACAAGCCCAGAUCUACUUACAGCUUGGUGGGUUUACGGCAAAUCGGCCACAAGCUAUCCUUGGGCUCCGCUAUCGACACAUACAGGUUACCCUGCUCCGGGAUCCAGAGGGGGGGCCUCAUCGGGUGUUGCUAGAGUUCACCUUCGAAUUUACGAAGGAGUUCCUUGGGAUAAAAGAUAUGAACACCUUCCCUCUCCCUGAAAUCAUCUAUGACGAAUCCCUUAUCUUCAGUCCACACGUCUCCCUCCUUGGGGUGCUUUUCCGCGAUCAGGCGUUCGCAGCAUACAAUCUAAUAUCCGAAGAGGAAUUAAGCAGGCUCUAUAUUCCACCAGGGCGCAAUGAGCUACCAUUACGCCUUAAUAGCAAAUUAGACGAUAUCCCGGUACUUCGGCAACCCGUGAGGACCCCGAACGGCUGGGCUAUUUCUCCCAAUCAGCCUCUUCAGUACUCCACGUUGCUGCCCUGGAUUAGAGUACUAGGAGAGAUUACGGGGUUUGCCCAAAUCACCCGUCCCUAUUCGUUGAGAUAUAAUGGAGGGAAGGCCUUCAAUGAGAAUGGCAAUGUCAGCGAGGCUAUGCAAAACCUUAUGAUGACGCACCGCGAUAUCCGGACGUUCUUGAAACACUAUCUCUCGCGAAAAAUCACCGUAGAUACACAAGCUGUUGUGCGAGGCAUCCAGCCCCAAGACGCAAUAAUGCGAGCAGCUUGUACUAUGAGUCGCUCAAUCGAUACCCGACGGCCACGACGGCUCACUCCGGAACAAUCUGCAUCAGUAAACGAUCAUCCUGCCGUUCAAUACCUGCUCCAAGAACGAGAGAGACUUAAACGUACCCUCCGAAAUGCCACAAAACAUCCAAAGUAUAAAGAGCUCAGUCGCAAAAUCAAUCGGGAAAGGCAGCGCCUGCGAGAUGCCCUUCUUCAGGAUGUCAAGGAACGUUGGGAGUACGAGCAACCCGUGCGUGAUGUUGAGCAGCAGCUUGCCGGCAUCGACGUUAAAACCGAUAUCGUCACAGUACAGCCUCAGUAUGCUAUGCUCCCGGCACAGAAAAAGCUGGUCGACGCUAUUAUGGCCCCGCCGGGAGUCACUCUGGAAGCAGAGAUACGCCGGCGUAAUAGAGCCAUCCAAGCCGUCACGGAAUAUUGUGGGGUCGAGGAGGGCGGAAUAAACCCUCUUCGAGCAAAGCGACGGAGCGGAAACGUUGCUCCGCCGGCCAAGAGCCAGUUAGAGCAUGACGAAGAAGCACUAGAAACAGCAAAGGUGUCGGUGUACAAAGAGAAGAGGCCGAAGAGAUGUUGGAAAUGCAUUGGCAAUCCCAAUCUGCCAAUCGAAGAUCGGAUAUACGAAUUCAGCCGUGAAGGCGAUCUCAGCAGACAUUUCAAACGGAAGCACUUGAAAUAUAUUAUGGAAGGGGAGUCUCUUAGUUGCGAGCUUUGUCAGGUGCCCCUGGAAAACAAGAUGCACUUGCAACGACAUGGCCUAGAGGUCCACGGUACAGUUACCUAAGUAUGGACUUCUCACUCUUUCUCCAGUAAGC
Mytilinidion resinicola is the source of this 2541-nucleotide messenger RNA. RefSeq lists its product as uncharacterized. NCBI's taxonomy places the organism in Eukaryota, Fungi, Ascomycota, Dothideomycetes, Mytilinidiales, Mytilinidiaceae. The transcript has 4 exons. The record is from RefSeq and is a predicted model, not a curated record. The coding region runs from base 324 to 2510 and encodes 728 amino acids.